UCCUGCAUUCAGCUGCCAUGGAGAUGAAAUAAAGCCUCUUGUGCUGCUGAGGGUUGCCCUGAGAAAUCGUAGGCAAUCACAGAUAAAGGAGAGAAGAUUUGGGAACGGGCACCCUUCUGGAUAGAAAAAAAGGAAGAGAAGAUUGUCUGCAGAAAGGAUCGGCUUCCUGCAGUGAUGUUUACCCUGUCAGAAGUUACUUUCUUCAACGACAGCCUUGCCCAGUUCCAGUCUUUAAAGCCUUGGUGGGAUGUUCUGAUGGACUAUUUGGGACUAGCAAUGCUGAUGAUUUCUCUUCUCUCAGGGACUCUAUUAAUCUCUGUUGAUAACAUGACUUGCCUUCCUCUGAAUAAUAAGCCAAAUGAGACUUCAGCAGUUGUACCCAAGCCUCAAGCUGUGGAUAAAACCAUCAGUGAAGAGCUUCCUGUGGCAAACAGUCAUCGCUCAAUCAAUCUGGACUACCAACAGUAUCUAUACAUCAGCUAUGUCUGUUAUCAGAAAGUUUUGCCCUGGUUCUUGAAGUAUUUCCCUUACUUCGCACUUGUCAAUUCACUGUUCUUAAUGGCAAGCAACAACUUCUGGCUCCGAUAUCCUAAGACUUCAUCAAAGAUUGAACACUUCUUGUCCAUUCUGUUGAAAUGUUUUGAGUCACCUUGGACCACCAAGGCUCUCUCUGAAAUAGGUUGCCCGCACUUCCUAGGUGUGCGCACUGUUAAUAUGGGGUAUCUAGGACGACUCAAGUCUCCUUCCCCUUCUCCCAUCCUAGAUUCAAAGGAUCGGGAACUUGGCAAGGCCCUUUUUGAGAAGAUCCGUAGAUUCAGGGCACACACUGAAGGUGGUAGGAUGAUUUAUAGAAUCUAUUUGGGACAAACCAUCUUCAAAACUGCAAAGGUUCUAACUGUGCUAAGUUAUACCUUCAACUGUGUAGGAUCUAUCUCCUUCAAGCAUCUUUGCCUGGCAGACAUACAAAACGUCAUUGGCUACUCUACAUUCACCUGUACCCAUAGCAUGGCUUUCAUUCUACAGAAAUUGAUAGCUACUUAUAUUUUUUUAGUAUUCCUGUAUGGAAUUGUGGGGGUUUAUUCAUUCUUUUGGCUUUUGUGGCAACCACUGCAGAAAUAUUCUUUUAAGCAAGCACAUGAAGACUGUCGUGUCUUUGAUAUCCCAGAUGGACAGAAUGAUUUUGCUUUUUUGCUACACAUGGCUGACCAAUGUAAUCAACUCUAUUCAUGGCGGCUUGCUAAUUUCUUAUCAGCCAUGCACAAGAAUGACAUGCUAGAUGUAGUCCCCAGUGGUAAAUUGGGAACUAAUGAUAAGGCUGGUUCCCAUUAUCUUUCCCUAUCAUCAAAAUAAAACAGAUAUUCUUGUAAGUAAGUGAAUAACCAUUCUAGCAAAUCCUUAACAAAUUAUUUUAUUGAUUAAAAAGACCAGAAGCUGAGUGUUUCUGUUUUAGGUGCCAUAAAAAUUCAGGUGUGAUCCACUUAUCCAAACAGAAGAAAAUCUUUGAAAAUUGCAUAUAAUAAACAAGAAAUGCCCUUUGAAAAUAGCCCAGAUUAAUUUAGGGCUAAUGCAAUUCUAUUUUACUCCUUGCUAAAAGUUAUGCAAGAAAAGAAAGUUAUAUUGGAAGCAAGUCACAUGAUAAUAUGCCUAGAAUGAAUCAUUUAUCCUAAGGGAAAAUAAGUUUAGGAAUUGAUAAGUAGAUAAAACAACCAGGUCAUAAUUUGAGUGUAGUGGGCUUUGAGUAUAAAAUGAAAGACCUGGUCUGACUGUUGUUAUCUUAUUGCCAAGUCCCCCAGCUUAAAAAAAAAGAAAAUAUAUUUUACUUCUUAUUUUACAAACAUAAAAGGGAGCAUCCUCUAUAAAUUGAAAACAGAGGAAAUGGAAGAAGAGGAAGUAGAGGAAUGCCAAUCCUGCUCCUCCAUAGGCAAUAAGUGAGCAGAAACACACUGAACAAAAUCUAGAGCACACUUCAUUGCAACUAAUACUGUUAUGGAAAUUGGAUAGACUACAACAAAAGGUCAAAUUCUCUGACUAAAAAAACCAAUAUUGGAAAAGCAUUUUUUCCCUUUCCUUUUAAGCAUUAGAGAUUUGUCGGUAAAAUGAAGAAAAAGUGAUAAAUAUAUGUCAGAGGAAUUUAAAUGAAUAACUCUUACCAUAGGAACUGGUUUUAUUUUUCAUUACAUGAUUACUAUGAGAGAUUAUGGGAAGUGGGAAAGUCAUGGAAGGAACAUUGGAUAUAAAGCAUCAAGAGAUAAGAAAGAAUUUGGUAAUAAACAGCAGCUCAGCCCAGGCUGCAAAAAGCCUAGGAAGAAGAAAUUGAUGGUUCAAAGAGACACAAAUCUUAAUCAACCACUAAUGCAAGAAGACAGGGAAUUUGAUGCUGUUUCCAAGAUUCUUCUAUUUACCUUCAAUCCUAACAUUAAACACACUUUAUAGAA
This is a messenger RNA of Pantherophis guttatus, 2435 nucleotides long. Its product is annotated as volume-regulated anion channel subunit LRRC8D-like. The record is from RefSeq and is a predicted model, not a curated record. NCBI's taxonomy places the organism in Eukaryota, Metazoa, Chordata, Lepidosauria, Squamata, Colubridae.